Molecule: messenger RNA, 773 nt
Organism: Parastagonospora nodorum SN15
Lineage: Eukaryota; Fungi; Ascomycota; Dothideomycetes; Pleosporales; Phaeosphaeriaceae
Exons: 2
Coding region: 1-228 (75 amino acids)
Source: RefSeq, a predicted model, not a curated record
AUGGCAGCAUCCGAGACCUAUGUCCAGAAGCUUCAGCCAUGGUCCAGCAGCGUCUUCGUACACGGUCGCGAAUACCGAGCACAUCUCUGGAGAGACUAUCGCUACCUUGAGCAGUCGCGCGAAGAAGCUGCUGAAGUGGCAUGGAAAUCCUUGACCGGAGCGGCUGCUGCGAACGCAGCCACCCAGGCACAAUACAACCAUAACCGCGGCUACACCGCGACCCGAUAGGUUCGCCUCGAACGAACUGGAACAUAUGUCCACCACAGUAGCAUGAACGUCACGUCAUCAGCUAGGCGGAUGCUGAGCAAACUCUACGCUAGCAACAACAUAAGGGCACAACGUGGGAUCUUUUCCUUGGACCGACCUCAGGCUUCUCUCAUUUUACCGUUUGAUCGUAUUUCCUUCUACCAUGAUCACCAUUUCGAUUCUCUUGGCCCGCUUUAUACCCAUGAACGCAUGUAAUUUGGCGCGCAGCGCAGUUCGACAUGUUCGUGGAAUACGGACAUGUCGAUCCGCCUCUUCAGAGAGACGUACGCAUGACCCAGGCCUUCUCAGCUCUUCUAUCAACUUGUCGGUCUUGUAACGCAUCUGACAUCUUGGACACGAUGGGGCAUAAUUAUUGGUUUCCAAGCUUGUUUCUCUGUCUCCCUUUUUCUUUUGCAAGGCGAAGUCCCUUUUGAUUUCCGCUAUGAGUCUAGUGAAAAAGACACAAGACGCUACACGCUACAAGCUGUAUGGUACCUAUGAAUUUGAUCCUCGAGGUUGCUACAGCC